AUGCUAGUAGCCGCUGCUGCAACAGUUGGCCCAUAUCGAUCGGGUAAAUGGAUUCAAUUGGCCGUACAUAUUGUUUGUAUUGCGUUCCGCAUCGGAGUUCAUACAGCACGUGUUGGCGAGCGUCUGACAAACAUCGACGAAAGUUGGUGCCGUACCGUUCACGGAAAUAUUGACCCUGAAUUGCUCUCCAAGUUUCAUGAAGUUGAGAUACUGAAAAAGCUAUUUGCUUCCGCGGUAUUCGAAUCAGCGGGGCUGAAGUCCAGCUCGAUUCCGAUCUUUGCCCCGUAUCAUGCCGCUCAUCUCCACCAAGAGGCUGAUAUAAAUUGGAUCAUUGGCAUCGAUGAUCUGCCAACGUCUCGAGUGCUUGGUGAAUACAUCACAAAAUCUCCUUUACUCUCAACCAGAAAUGGAAAGCCCUUCGUGGCCACAAACAUGGCUGAUCUUCUCGGCCAAGUCAUCCAUGAAAUCCUGGAGGAGGUGCUUCGAUGGGACUUACUUGUCGACGAGAUCGUUUCUCUCAUUCCGGCCCAGUCUAAAGUUAGCAUCAAUGCAAUUGACGCUCCAGGCCUGGCAAAGAGUCUUGUCUUUGCACUGACAGCGAACGGGACGUGUGACGUAUCAUUAGGCACUACUUUUCACGAACCAAACAAUGGUGUCCCUUUGAGCCAAGAACAGCCAACAGCUCACUGCUCAAAAAUUGCCGUCGUGGGCAUGUCUGGCAGGUUUCCAGAAGCGAAAAAUGUCGACGAACUUUGGAAGGUUCUACUGCAAGGACUUGAUGCCCACAAAGUGAUCCCCAAAGACCGUUUCGAUAUUGACACACAUUUCGAUCCCAGCGGCAAGAAGAAGAACACCACCGUUACCCCCUACGGUUGCUUCAUCGAAGAGCCUGGACUCUUCGAUCCGAAUUUCUUCCAGAUGUCACCAAGAGAAGCUACCAUCACAGAUCCAAUGCAACGACUGGCGCUGGUGACUGCGUACGAAGCUUUAGAGAUGUCCGGUCAUGUACCCGACCGAACACCAUCUUCGAUGUUGGAUCGAGCGGGUACUUUCUAUGGCCAGACCAUUGAUGACUAUCGCGAGGUGAAUGCAGCACAGAAUAUCGAUCCAUUCUAUGUCACGGGUGGCCUUCGCCCGUUUGGACCGUUUACGGGGCCCAGCUAUUCGGUUGAUACGGCCUGCUCCUCUGGUCUCGCAUCGAUCCAUAUUGCUUGCAACUCUUUGCGUAGUGGAGAAUGUGACAUGGCCAUUGCAGGUGGAACGAACAUUAUCAGUGGGUCGGACAUGUACGCUGGUCUAAGUCGCGGACAAUUUUUGUCCAAGUCUGGCUCAUGUAAGACCUUUGACGACGCGGCUGAUGGCUAUUGCCGCGCGGAUGCCGUGGGAACUGUCGUUUUGAAGCGCCUAGAGGAUGCAGAGGCAGAUAAUGAUCCCAUUCUUGGGGUAAUCUUAGCUUCGGCUACGAAUCAUUCAUCUCACGCCGUAUCCAUCACACAGCCCCACGGUCCGACGCAAGAACUCUUGUACCGCAAGGUUCUCAGCCAGGCCCGAGUUCAUCCAUCAGAUGUCGACUACAUUGAGAUGCAUGGCACCGGUACCCAGAUCGGUGACAGCACCGAAAUGAGCUCUGUCAGCACCGUCUUCGCUGGUCGCGCCCAAGAAGAGCCUCUCUAUGUGGGCUCGGUCAAGGCAAAUAUUGGACAUAGUGAGGCUGCCGCAGGCGUGACAGCGGUUAUCAAGGGGCUUCUUAUGUUUCAACAAAGUGUCAUUCCAAGACAUGUAGGCCUGAAAGGGCAGUUGAAUCGAAAGUUUCCCUCACUGAUAGACAGAAAUAUUCACAUUCCCUAUCAAAGCGUACCAUUUCACGAGAAGAAGAACAGGAGACGACGAAUACUCGUGAACAACUUCGGCGCAGCAGGAGGCAAUACAGCACUGCUCAUGGAAGAACCAUCAGCAAAACAGCAGGCUAAACCCUCCCAAGACCGAUCAUCCUAUGUUGUCGCCGUCUCAGGCAAAAGCCUUACUUCAUUGAGGAGGAACAAGAAUCGAUUAUCUGCAUUCUUGUAUCAGAACGAACAAGUGUCGCUAGCAGACCUGUCCUAUACAACGACUAGUCGCCGCAUGCACUAUCGUCACCGUUUCAUAGCUGUAAUUUCUUCUAUCCAAGAAAUUCAGCCUGCAUUAUUGGAGUCGAAUGAAAUUUCUACGCCGGUUGCUCCAUCUCUUAUUUUUGCAUUCACAGGCCAGGGGAGUAUAUAUUGUGGCGCAGCCAAGGAACUUUUUCACACCUCUCGCCAAUUUCACUCUGAUAUUGUGGAGUUCGACAAUCUAGCUCGGAGCCACGGGCUAUCUUCCUUUCUUGCACUGUUGGAUCCGACAGUCGAACUGGCUUCAUUGUCGGCCGUUCAAACCCAGAUCGGGCAAGUGUGCAUUCAAAUGGCCCUCUAUCGGUUAUAUAGAUCCUGGGGUAUUGCGCCACGGGCCGUAAUAGGACAUAGUUUGGGCGAAUAUGCUGCUCUAUAUGCCAGCGGAGUUUUCACAGCCAGUGACACGAUAUUGGUUGUCGGCCGCCGCGCAGAGCUCAUGGAGCAGCAUUGUACUCCAGGUACUCAUGUCAUGCUAGCUGUGCGAGCUUCAUUUAGGACUGUGCAGGAUUUAAUCCAUGACACAUUGGCAGAAGUGGCCUGCAUCAACGGGCCGAGUGAUGUUGUGGUCGGGGGUCCUGUGGAUGAAAUUGAGCGCUUGGCGAGUGAACUCUCGAAAGUUGGUGUCAAAUCAAUUUCGUUGCCCGUGCCAUUUGCUUGCCAUUCGGCACAGUUGGACCCUAUUCUCGACCCUUUUGAGGCUGCUGCUCAAGGGUUGGUGUACUCUGAGCCUAAUAUUACGCUUCUGUCGCCACUGAUAGGCAGAGAUAUCGACAAAGCGAGUCUCAUUGAUGCGCACUACCUGUCCCGCCAUCUUAGGGAACGGGUGAAUUUUGUCGCAGCUUUGAAAAAUUCAUCCCUGCUCUCAAGAGAGCUGAACAUGCAAUUCGUGGAGUUGGGCCCUCAUCCGCUUUGCGCAGACAUGGUCCGGAAUACACUAGGCCUGACGGUGGUAAAUUCCCUACGCAGAGGAGAUGAUUCAUGGAAGACGAUUGCAAACUCUCUCGCUGCCCUCUACAUGCGAGGGGUUGAUAUCGAAUGGGGUCAAUAUAACAGGGAUUUUCAUUCUUCGUCGUCACCCAUUUGUUUGUCCACACUUCCUUCAUACGCCUUUGAUGAGAAGAACUACUGGAUCGAGUAUCAAAAUGAUUGGGCUCUCACCAAGGGGGAUAAGUUCACUCAGUCAGCAGAAUUACCAACAGGGCCGGGUACAAUCUCGGUACAGCAUCUUCUCCGGGAGAAUCUCGAUGAAAGCUCUGCCAUGGCAGAGUUCGAGUCUGAUCUUAUGCACCCCGCCCUGCAUGAUGUGAUUGUAGGCCAUGUCAUCAACAAUGUGGGAUUGUGUCCUUCGGGUGUAUUCGCAGACAUGGCUUUCACGGCAGCCAAGUAUCUUUACGACAAGACCACCAUCGAGUUUGAUCACCUUUCCAUGGACAUCGUGGACAUGGAGAUCUUAUCCCCCGUCAUUCUAGAAUUAUCUGGGGAGAGGUCUCCACGACUCAUGAGGAUUUCUGCUACAAUUACACAAGACAAGGUGUGCAUUGAGUUCUCUGACAGUAUGACUGCAGACGCUCCAUCCACCUUGUAUGCCAAAUGCACCGUGAUCCGGCAUGACACCACCAAAGUCAAUCGAAAAUGGAAGCGAAGUAAACACUUCGUGUCUUCACGGAUUGCCUAUCUUCAAUCUACAAAGGAUGUACAUCGCUUACAUUGCCGUAUGGCAUACAAGAUAUUCGGGGCCGUUGUUGACUAUUCGGAGCGGUUUCAUGGAAUGGAAGAGAUUCUUAUGAACAGCGAGCAUUACGAAGCCGUCGCUAAAGUGUCGUUCAAGGCGGACACAUCUGUUGGAAACUUUUUCCGGAAUCCAUACUGGAUUGAUAAUGUUACCCAGCUUUCCGGCUUUGUGAUGAAUGCGAAUGAGACAGUGGAUUCAUCAAAGGCAGUGUACAUCUCGAGCGGGUGGGAGUCGAUGCACUUUGCGGCUCAAUUGUCAUCCCAGCAGGUCUAUACGGUCUAUGUGAAAAUGGAGCCAAAUGAGGGCUCGGCUGUUAGUGGCGAUAUGUACAUUUUGGAUAAUCAGCACGAAAUGAUCGGCGUUGUCAAAGGGGUCCGGUUUCAAGCAGUUCCUCGUCCUUUGCUGAAACUUCUCCUAGCACCGCCCAAGGGUGCAAUAUCUUCUGCUACCAGCCCUCAUCAGCCAUGGAAGGACGAGACAUUGGACUACAGCCCAUCAACCUCCAGUACAAACGGGACGACUACUUCAACGACGCGGAGCAAGAAUUCUACAGUGAACUCGCCCGUGGCAGCAGGCCUUACAAAAGUACCUCCACCGUCGGAGAUCGUUCUCCGCGUCUUGUGUGAGGAGAUGGAUGUGCAUAUAGAAGACUUGGAUGACAAUAUCACUUUCUCUGAAAUGGGUGUGGACUCUUUGAUGUCGUUGGCGGUCAUCGGCCAUCUAAGGGAGUCAUUCUCCCUUGAUAUCCCAUCCACGUUCUUCCAACAUAAUCACACCAUCAAGCAUCUCGUCAAAUCUUUGGAUGAGCUCAACAAGGAAAUCAUCUUUGAAGGUAACCAGAAGUCGCUUGCUACACCAGAAAAGGUCCUUGACAGACCAUCGCACAAUGGCACCAUUCACCCUCCAAGUGCGACAUCCACGGCCCAGCAUCACGCUACGUCUAUUAUUCUCCAGGGCAACCUUAAAACAGCCACUAAUAAACUCUUUCUUUUCCCCGGAGGUUUUGGGACCUCUGCCACGUUUACCAAUAUGCCAUCUAUUCAUCCCGAGCUGGCCAUCUUCGGGUUAAACAGCCCCUUUGUGAACGCCCCCGAAAAUUUCACCGUCAGUAUUGCCGAGAUGGCAGCUCUGUAUGUCACCGAGAUUCAACGCCGACAGCCUCAGGGUCCAUAUUCUUUCCUCGGGUACUCGGUCGGAGGUAUCAUCGCAUAUGAAGCAUCUCGGCAGUUACUUGUGGCAGGCGAGACCGUGGAGAGACUCUACCUCGUCGACUCGCCAUGUCCGCUCGUCAUCCCACCCAUGCCCCCGAACCUGAUCAAAUUCCUCGACUCGAUUGAUCGGUUCAGUGGGAAAGCUAAAUCCUCUGAGCAUGCGCCCGCCGAGCCAGUCAAACCGAUGGGAUCGCUCCAUGUCACCCAGACGCUUAUCAGUCUCGAGGCGUAUAUGCCGGAGGCUCUUCCCCCCGGGAUAUGCCCCCCUCGAACGACGUACUACGUCGCCAAGAACGGCGUGAAUAAUCAGUCAGAUGUGCAGCUUCCAGAUAUUUCGGAUAGAGAUAGGAGGGUCAUGACUUGGUUGUUGGAAGAUAGGACCGGCAUGGGUGGAUUGGGUGAUGGAUGGGAGAUGUUGGUAGGUGGAGAGCUGUUGAAGGUAUAUCCGGUUGAAGGGAAUCAUUUUAGUAUCAUGAAGGAGCCUGAUGUAAGUCCUCUAUCUAUCACCAUCUAUACUGUGGCCUUGGUGGCGCUGACUGACGCAUUGUUGCAGAUUCUUGGGUGGGUAGACGAAUUGAGAACGGCGUAUUGGAUGUGA
Penicillium odoratum is the source of this 5688-nucleotide messenger RNA. RefSeq names its product ketoacyl-synt-domain-containing protein. The coding region runs from base 1 to 5688 and encodes 1895 amino acids. The transcript is spliced from 4 exons. The record is from RefSeq and is a predicted model, not a curated record. Lineage: Eukaryota; Fungi; Ascomycota; Eurotiomycetes; Eurotiales; Aspergillaceae. Gene Ontology annotation, molecular function: phosphopantetheine binding; 3-oxoacyl-[acyl-carrier-protein] synthase activity; fatty acid synthase activity. Gene Ontology annotation, biological process: fatty acid biosynthetic process; secondary metabolite biosynthetic process.